AUGUUUUGCUUAUGGAUUAAUUAUGCGGUCAGAUUCUUGAAUAAGAUUGUUCUUUUUCGAACUCAAGUACGAAUUCAUACCCAACUCAUGAGGAAAAGACGAAGUGAAUCUUAUAAUAAUCGCACAGUAGUGAUAGACCUUCAUUGCUUAUACUGUAAUAAUCUUCUAAUAGAAGUAAUUAAUAUUCAAACACAUUGGGGAAGCUUAGAUCACAAUGACAUGUUGAAGCUGCGACGGGCAUUAGCCUUUUCAACAUUCAUACAAAAGGCAAUUUCUUUUUAUAUUGACUAA
Messenger RNA from Thelazia callipaeda (thelaziosis nematode), 291 nucleotides. The record is from the annotation of a GenBank genome assembly. Lineage: Eukaryota; Metazoa; Nematoda; Chromadorea; Rhabditida; Thelaziidae.